Linum trigynum is the source of this 2399-nucleotide messenger RNA. NCBI's taxonomy places the organism in Eukaryota, Viridiplantae, Streptophyta, Magnoliopsida, Malpighiales, Linaceae. The record is from the annotation of a GenBank genome assembly.
AGUGAAUAGAUGAAAGUCGACUAGAAGUAGAACCGAUAAAAAAGCCUUUCAUACCUGACCAACUUAAAUUGCAUAAACAGAUAUGAACUUCUUACACAUGGGCCUUAUUUUUCACUGGGCCUGCAGUAUCAUAUGGUCCUUCAUUUUGCGGACAAUGGUAGAGAUUCGGGCUCGAAUAAUAUAGCAGAGUUUUGUCUAUUUUUAUCUAUUUCAAAUUUCCUGCAACGAGAGUGAAUAUACGACGAGCAUUUUUGUCUUUACAAUUAAUUAAUUAUUUCAUAUAAAAAUGUUAAUAUCAGAAUUUAAAUCCUGGUCUUUUCUAAUAAAGACAACAAUCGCAACCAAUUACACUAAACAAAAUUUUUGUAUCUUUUUUAAUACAAAACAUACACGAAGUGACACUCUGAAAAUCAGAAGACUUUUUCAUCGUGAUUAGCCAACCCACUAAGUCUACCGUAUGUAUAUUUAUGGUACUUGAUACUGCAAUUUUCAUAGCAGAGUUUCAUGUAGUUUCUCAAUUCUAAAAUCACUACUCUCUUCUCAAUUUUCGCUAAAGGUAGAUUGGUAAUUGACCAACAUGGAAGAAACUAAUUCUAUUACUACGUGUUGUGUCAAUGCAUUUUUCAAUUUGUAUUAAAAUUUGUACUUUUUUAUCUUUGUUCUUAUCUCUUUCUAACUUCCUCUGAAAUUCCCUCCAUCGUGCAAUAGUUUGCCCCUUUCACUUCACAGUACAAGGCCGCCUUUGAAAAUGAACCUCCCGGUCUCUUGGCACUACGAUUUAAUUCUUGGGGAUUUAAAAUGGGCAAGUUAAAGAUUUCAAAUUCGAUAUCAAUCAUGACGAAUAGAAUGGAGUUUAAUAAAUGAAGGUGUAUAAGGAGGAUUAAAAAUUGAAUUUUACAUUGAAAAAACACUUUUAAUAAUUUUACAGUUAAAUACUAAACUACUUUUUUUUAAAAGUACUUGUUUAAAAGCUCAAGCCACUGAAAAACUAAGCUGAUGAUACGAAUCCGCUGUAGUUUACCCAUGUCUCGUUAAAAUUCGACUCUUAUUACCUCCUCACACUUUCCACGGGAAAUCAAGAGAGCGAACUCUUGCAAACCCUAGCAAUGGAUCGCUCCACCUCCGAUAAGGAUAAAUCCUCCAAGCGUUCGCGCGACGAGCGUGAUCGGGACUCCGGCAGAGACCACCGCGAUAGAGAACACAAGCACAGAUCGCGGGAUAAGGAUCGAGAUGGCAAUUCUUCCCACCACCACCGGUCGGAGCACGAGGGUCAGCAUCGCGACCACGACCACCACCGCAAGUCUUCAAGGCUCGAGGAUCGCGAGUGUUCUCGGGACCGAGAAUCCAAGCGAGAGCGGUCGAUUGAUUUGAGAGACGAUCGGGAAGGCAGCAGCGAUAGAGCUGAUCGGUCUCACGACCGUCGAAGGCGAGAUGAAAGGGAACGGUCCAGGGAGAAGUCGUACGACGGGAGAGACGAGAGGGAAGGCAGUAGAGAUAGGCACGAUAAUAAGCCGCGGGAGAGAGAAGUGAAGCGUGAGAGAUCGUAUGAUGGUGUGGAAAGUAGAGAGGUGGAUGAUGGUUCGAGAAGGAAGAGGAAAGAUAGAGAAGACGGUGGGGAUGAAAGGGAGAAGAAGGAAGCUAAGGUGUCGGAUGGUAAGAGAGAAAGGAGAAGAUUUGGGGAUAAAGUUAAGGAAGAGAAUGAUGUAGGUAAUGGUGAUAACUGGAGUGUUCCUGAUAAUGCUGCUACAGGUGAAUUUAGUGAGGUUAAGGUAAAAGAGGAAGUAAAUGACGAGUCAGUAGCUGGUGGCGGCACCAUCAGUGGUGGAUUUCCAGCUGAUAAUGUGAGUUUUCCAUAACUUUGAACUUGCUAGAUGUUGCUUAUUCUGGUGGGCAUCCUGUUUUGGCUUUGUUGGAGCUUUUCCUUUGUUUAUUGUGUGUUCUUUGAGGUGAUUGAAUAAGGCGAUCUGUUGGUUAUGUCCGCGUGUCUUAAGGAGGGUCUGGGCCUAAGCCAAUGUAGAAAUUGUCAUUUAUGCAUCCUUGCACAUAAAGCUGCCUUGUCGUACUUUCUAUGCGUAUGAGCUAUUGUAUGUUUGAAAAUUUGUUUCUGUCUGAGUGUAACCAAUAACGUUUCUUAUCUAGACUUGAAUUAAGUUGCUAACAAACUGGUUAUGUAGCAUUGGACACCUUCUUUUGCCGUGUGACUGAACUCUGUGUUUGAACAUCUCGCUAACUUGUUGCUGGUCAGUUUUGUUAAGCUCAAUUCCAGCUGGCGCUGUAGUUAAUCAAGGCAGGAUGAUUCUCUCCUUCGUUGUAGUUUUCCUGAUCCUUUCCCCCCAAAGCUAUUGGUAUUGUGAUCAUGUUUUCUUAUAUACUGAGUUCUAUUUAUUGUCAAUUAUGUG